AUGAAAUUACAAGUUAAUAAUCGAAUAAAUCCUGACUUAUUAUUUUCUCGUUUAGCAGCAGGAGUAAAUCAUUGUUUAGCAAUUUAAAGUGAAGGAGAUAAGAAUACAGCUCCAUAAGCAUUUUAAUUAUGGGGUUGGGGAAGCAAUGAAUUUUAGGCAUUAGGUAAGCCUGAAAGUAUUGAUUCUGAAAUUCAAUCAUCUCCAGUGAAAAUACAUCUAGAACAUAAACAGAAACCUUAUGUUCCAUUAUAAGUUGCUUGUGGAAAUUAACACAGCAUGAUUUUAGGAUGCAGCCAAGAUUUAUUUUAAGAGAUCUUUAAAAAUGCUUAACAUAUGGAUGAUAAUUUUAGUUAUGAUUUAGGUUUUAAAAGUCUUCGUUAUGAUGAUUGUGUUAUAUUUUCAAGUGGUAGUGAUGAAUUUGGAUAACAAGGAAGAAUGACAGAUAAAGAAUAAUCUUAAGAAGAAAUAGAAGAGGGUGAAUAAGAAGAUGAUGAUGAAGAAGAUUAUAAUGAAUAGGAAGAAUGUUUUAGAAUUAAAGGUGUAGUAGAAAGCAUUUAAAAAGUUUGUUAAAUAUCAUGUGGAGCAAAUUACACAUUAGCCUUAGAUAUAUAUGGAUCAGUAUAUUCAUGGGGAGAAGGUGCUACUGGUUGUUUAGGAUUACCUAUGCAAGUAGAUUAAUAAAGACCAACAAGAAUUGAUUUUGAUAAAAUCAGAAUGAAGUUUAUCUGUGCUGGUCCUUCACAUGCUGCCAGUAUAUCCGAAGGAGCAGGUUCUUUAUAUACAUGGGGGGUAGGAACUUAUGGAUAAUUGGGACAUGGUACAAAUAAGAGUUCUAAUAUACCUAAUUGUGUUGAAGCUGGAUCAGUUGUAGGAAAAGUCGUUGAAUAUGUAUCAUGUGGUGCUUUGCAUACAGCAUGUACAACUACUGAUGGUUAUGCACAUACAUUUGGAUUUAAUAAGAAUGGUUAAUUAGGAACUGGAGAUUUUUAAGAUAGAUGGGAACCAAUUAAAGUUCACUCCAUUUAAAAUUUUUAUGCAGUUUAUGCUAAAUGCGGUGGUAACACAACAUUUAUCACUACAUUAGAAAGAUUAACUUUUGCAUUUGGAUCAAAUUCAAAAGGUAGAUUAGGUAUUAAGGAUGAAUUUGGAAGUAAUUAUCCAGAACCACAAAAGAUUGAUACUAAUUAUUUCAAAUCUAAAUAAUAGUUUAUUUAUUAAUUAGCACUGUCUUACCAUUAUGGGUUAGCAUUAUUACAAAGUGGAUCUAUUAUAUCUUUUGGUCUUCCAUUCAAAGGAAUUCUAGGUAGAGAUUUAUAGGCUGAAUUACUACCAAAGAAUUAUCUUACUAACAAUUCAAUGAAUGAUGAUUAUAAAUAAGGAGAUGAUGAUGAGGGAGAAGAAAUGGGAUAAAAUAAAUUAAAUGAAGUGUUGAGUACGAUAAAACCAGAUUUACUUUAAGCUUUGAUAGAACCAAAGAAUAUAAAUGAAGAAUUUUAGUUUUUUGGUAUGCAUUGCACUGAGUUUAUAAAUAAAUUACAAAAAGAAAUAAAGGCUUCAUCAUACAUUGUAGAUGUUAAAUGUGGUGCCUUUCAUACAGUAGCAUUAACUGAUGCAGGUGAAGUUUGGGUUUGGGGUAGUAAUAAAUGUAUGUAACAUGGUUUGAAGGAUGAUUAAAUAGUGGAGUAGGUAAAAUAAAGAACAAAAUUUAUAGGUCCAUUUAUAUAGGAAACAAUAGCGGAAACGUCUUAUCCAAGUUAAGUAUUAACAUUUUCUAUAAGAGAGAAUAAAAGAGUAACUUAUUUGGCAACAGGAUUAGAAUAUGUAGUAGUUGUAGAGAAUAGACGUAAUAUUUAUUCUUGGGGAAAAAAUGAUAAGGGUCAAUUAGGUUUGGGAUUUGUAAGUGAUUUUGUUGAGUCUCCAUCAAUGUUGACAGAUUUAGAAGGAU
Molecule: messenger RNA, 1945 nt
Organism: Paramecium sonneborni
Lineage: Eukaryota; Ciliophora; Oligohymenophorea; Peniculida; Parameciidae
Source: the annotation of a GenBank genome assembly